Rosa chinensis is the source of this 1947-nucleotide messenger RNA. RefSeq names its product cytochrome P450 94A1. The record is from RefSeq and is a predicted model, not a curated record. The coding region runs from base 219 to 1727 and encodes 502 amino acids. Lineage: Eukaryota; Viridiplantae; Streptophyta; Magnoliopsida; Rosales; Rosaceae. Gene Ontology annotation, molecular function: heme binding; iron ion binding; oxidoreductase activity, acting on paired donors, with incorporation or reduction of molecular oxygen. The transcript has a single exon.
UCCAAUGUCAUGUCCUUGUUAAUUAGGAUCCACUGGUCAGCCUGAGCAGAACGUUUGAAUACCAAAAUAUUUGAGUUUAGCAGUGGCCAUCUAUAUUCUAUAUAUAGAACCACCAUGGCUGCCCACUGAUUCACAAACACAGAGCUUUAUCCAAAAACACACAGACGUCACCUUCUCCAUUCUCUAUCAAGAUAUUAAAGCCUACUGAUCGAUUAGCCAUGUUUCUCGAGCUGUUAGACUUCUCCUCCCUUCUCCUCCUCCCCUUGCUUUUCUUCAUCCUCAAGCUUUCCGGCAACUCGAAAACCAACAGCAACAGCAAGCUCCCCAAAUCAUACCCAAUAAUCGGUUCAUUCCCAGCCCUCUACAAGAACUAUGCCAAUAGACUCCCAUGGUUCACUGAGCUUCUUCAAGACUCGCCCACAUCUACUAUUACUAUGCACCAUUCUCUGGGCCACCACUUCGUCGUCACCGCCAACCCAGCCGUGGUCCAGCACAUCCUCAAGACAAAGUUCCACAUCUACCAAAAGGGCGAGUCCUUCCGUACAACUCUCCACGACCUCCUGGGCGGUGGGAUUUUCAACGCCGACGGUGACAAUUGGAGGUUCCAGCGGCAACUCUCCAGCCAUGAAUUCAACACAAAGUCCCUCAGGAAAUUUGUGGAAGACGUGGUGGACACUGAGCUCUACGAUCGGCUGAUCCCCAUUCUAUCCAAAUCUUCCUGCGACCGAACCGUUCUCGAUUUCCAAGACAUUCUCCAGCGGUUCGCCUUCGACAACAUUUGCCGGAUCGGGUUCGGUUACGACCCGGAGUAUCUCCUUCCUUCUCUGCCGCAAGCCAAAUUCGCGGUGGCGUUCGACGAUGCGGUCCAAAUCAGCGGCGAAAGGUUCAGUUCCAUGCGCCCGGUGUGGAAGAUCAAACGAGCUCUCGAAAUCGGAUCGGAAAGCCAUCUCCGCCGUGUGGUCUCCGAUGUCCGAGAGUUUGCGAACACCAUCGUCAAGCAAAAGAAGCGUGAAAUAGACGAGAAGAAGACUCUGGUGUCUCACGAUCUACUGUCUAGAUUCUUGAGCUCCGGCCACUCCGACGAGAAAUUCGUCACUGACAUAGUCAUCAGCUUCAUCCUCGCUGGAAGGGACACGACCUCGGCUGCUUUGACCUGGUUCUUUUGGCUAAUCUCAAAACAUCCAAACGUCGAAAGCCAAAUUCUCAAGGAGAUCAAUGAGAAAAUGGAGACCGGAGUCGGAUAUGAUGAAGCGAAGGAGAUGGUGUACACACACGCGGCGCUCUGUGAGAGCAUGAGGCUGUACCCGCCUGUUCCGACGGACAGCAAAGAGGCGGUAGAAGAUGACGUUUUUCCGGACGGGACUAAAGUGAAGAAGGGGAUGAAAGUGACGUACCACGUGUACGCAAUGGGGCGGAUGGAGCAGAUAUGGGGCAAGGAUUGGGCCGAGUUCCGCCCCGAGAGGUGGUUGGAGCGUGAUGUGGCGACAGAGAAGUGGAGGUUCGUGGCGAAGGACUCCUUUAGCUACCCGGUGUUUCAGGCGGGGCCGAGGAUCUGUUUGGGGAAGGAGAUGGCCUUUUUGCAGAUGAAAAGGGUGGUGGGUGAGGUUUUGAAGAGGUUUAAAGUUGUGCCGGAGAAGAGGGAGAAUGGAAAGGAGCCGGAGUUUCUUGCCUACCUCACCGGAAAAAUGAAAGGUGGGUUUCCAGUUACCGUUGUUGUGAGAGCUUGAGUAUUGGACUAUUUAUAGCUCUUAAAGACUAUAUAUACGUUUGUACCAAAAAAAAAAAGAUAGACUAUAUAUACGUACGGUUUCCCGCUGUUUUAAUUUGGUCUUUUAUGUUGUAGAGAAUUGGAUAAUUGUAUUGUAUUCAUCUCACCAUGAGGUUUAUAUAGGGUUACAUCAUGUAUACAAAAGGAAAUACAUAAUAGCUACACUAAUCAAUCGCACA